Molecule: messenger RNA, 657 nt
Organism: Aedes albopictus (Asian tiger mosquito)
Lineage: Eukaryota; Metazoa; Arthropoda; Insecta; Diptera; Culicidae
Exons: 1
Coding region: 1-657 (218 amino acids)
Biological process (GO): DNA integration
Molecular function (GO): nucleic acid binding
Source: RefSeq, a predicted model, not a curated record
AUGUCGGACAAUGCAUCCACAUUUCUGUCCACCCACUUCAAAGACCUUCUACAAAAGUUCAACGUUCAGCAUUGGACUAACCCACGGCACCACAGUCAGUCUAAUCCUGUGGAACGCCUAAACCGCACCAUUAACGCUUGCAUUCGAACGUAUGCCCGAACGAAUCAAAAGCUGUGGGACACUCGAGUUCCCGAAAUAGAAUACGCCAUUAACACCACUCCUCAUGGAGCCACCGGAUUUAGCCCAUACCGAAUUCUUUUUGGACACGAAAUCGUGAGCCGUGGAGACGAGCAUCGCAUAGACCGAGAUCAAAAGAACCUUUCGGAUUCAGAGAGAAUAGAAAAGAAACGCCUAAUUGAUCGCAAUAUAUACGAAUUAGUCAACAAGAACUUACAAAAGCAAUUUCACAAUAAUUCAAAAGCGUACAAUCUACGCCAUAAAUCAUUCUCACCAACAUACUCCGUUGGCCAGAGAGUUUUCAAAAGGAAUUUCCGACAGUCAUCUGCACCGAAUCAAUACAACGCCAAACUGGGUCCUUGUUAUCUUCCGUGUACCGUCGUUGCUCGGGUCGGAGCAUCUUCCUAUGAGCUGGCUGACGAAACCGAGAAAUCCAUUGGGGUGUUCUCCGCGGCUGACUUGAAGCCCGGCGAAACCUGA